Molecule: messenger RNA, 2235 nt
Organism: Bradysia coprophila
Lineage: Eukaryota; Metazoa; Arthropoda; Insecta; Diptera; Sciaridae
Biological process (GO): regulation of DNA-templated transcription
Molecular function (GO): DNA-binding transcription factor activity
Source: RefSeq, a predicted model, not a curated record
UUCGUAUUUGAAAAGCUUUCGAGAAAGUUGCGUUUAAUUGGUUGUUGUGAAUAAAAUCUAUAAAAAGCAAUCGACGACCUAGGAAAAUCAUGUAUCCCAACUUCUAUGUGCAAAAUGCUAAUGCGAACUUCUACAUGCAAAAUGCUAAUACCAAUUUAUAUGUGCAAAAUGGUAUGCCAAACUUCUAUGUGGAAAAUACUACUAACCGCAGCUCCGUUACCGACAACAAUGCUUUUACGAACUUCUAUGUGCCAAAUAUUAAUAGCAACUUCUGUGUGCAAAAUUUUAGUCCCAACUUCUAUGUGGAAAGUGCUAAUCACAGCUCCGUUACCGACAACAAUGCUAAUCACAGCUCCGUUACCGACAACAAUGCUAAUAACAACGUUUAUGCUGCCAACUUCUAUACGAAAAGCAGCUCUAAUCCCAAUUUCUAUGUGGAAAAUAAUGCUGACGAUCAUCACUUCAUGCCGGAUUCUUCGCCAUCGUGCUCGACGAAUACAUCAAGGCAUGAAAAUAUUGGACAGUCAACAUCAGUGACUGAAGCACUAAAUGGGAUCACACAUUCGAUGAAAGAAAAAUCUUCCUCUUCGAAACCGGAACGGAAACCGGAAGUAUCGCGUCGUAAUUUGUUUAAAAUCAGGCCCAUCAAAUACAAUUGCGAGUCUCCACCCUUGCUGAGACCAGUACAAGUGUUAGUCAGAGCCAAGAACGCGCAAUCGAAUAACAUCCAUCAAGAUAUGGGACAUCGUCAGUCAACAUUAAUGACUGACGCAUCAGUUAUAACACAAUGUGGGAGAGAUAAUUCUACGCCUUCUCCAUUGAUGAAGCCUGUACAACAAUCGCAUCGUAAUUUAGUUACAGCCAAGAACGACAAAUCGAAUAGCAUUCAUUCAAUGCACCACAAUAUGGGAUUUAAACUUCAAUCAGCAACAAUAAGUGAGUCACGAAAUGGGAUCACACAUUCAGUGAGACAUAAUUCCAUGUCUUCGCCACUAGAUCCGAAACUUCAUCGCAAUUUGGUUGAAACAAAGUCCACCGAAUCCAAUAGCUCGUCUUCACGUUUGGCUAAAGUGGUGCAUCGAUUGCAGAGUAGUUUAGUUAAAGCCAACCACACCAAAUCGAAUAGCACUCAUACUAUGCAUCACACUAUGGCGCAUAAGCUUCAAUCCCCAUCAAUGUCUGAGGCAUUAAAUGGGAUAACACAUUCGGUGAGACAUAAUUCCACGUCUUCGCCACUGGAACCGGAACAAGUAUCGCAUCGCAAUUUGGUUGAAACAAAGUCCACCGAAUCCAAUAGCUCGUCUUCACGUUUGACGAAAGUGGUACAUCGAUUGCAGAGUAGUUUAGUUAAAGCCAAGCACACCAAAUUGAUUAACAUUCAUUCAAUGAACCGAUAUAUGGGACAGAAACGACAAUCGACAUCAAUGGCAAAGACAUUAAAUCUUAUGACACAUUCGGUGAGAGAUAAUUUAACGCCUUCGCCAUUGGUGAAACUGGUAUCGCAUAGUGAUUUAGUUAAAACCAAGAACGCCAAAUCGAAUAGCUUGCCUUCACCUUUGACGAAACCUGUACAACAAUCGCAUCACAAUUUAGUUACAGCCAAGAACACCGAAUUGAAUAUCCAUCCAGUUCAUCAAGAUGUGGGACAUGACCUUGAACAUUAUCUCGGACAUGAUACUACUAUGAGACUCUUCAACGAGUUCGUGGCGUUUCGGUCUGCACAAAUUAACGACAAUAGAAUCUCUAGUUCGAAUUCGUCGAACCAGACUUCGAAUAAUAAGUCCUACGAGGUUAAAAGGCUCAAAAAUAAUAUUGCAAGCAGAGAAGCCAGAAUUAAUCGUAAAAAGAGGGAAGAUGAACUUUCAAGAAGAGCAAGGGAAGCGGAAGAGCAAAAUUAUCAAAUUCACGCUGAAUUGGAUAAAAAAUAUGAAGAAUUGUCGGAAUUGAUGUAUUUAAUAGCAUUACUUGAUGAGUGUAAAGAGUGAUCAGGAGAUGAUGAUGUGCCGGAUGCGGAGAAUUGGUUAGAUUUAGAGGAUUGGACGAAUGCGUAGGAGUGAGUGUUGACGAUUUUCAGGUCGACUCUCUCUGUGGUUGUAAUUAGUCAAUAAGUUAUGUCCGUUAUGAAUCAUUUUAAUUGUUUUUAAAAACAUUUUACGAAAGUGCGUGAAAUCAAUUUCGAACCGAAUCAUUAACCAAUCAUUGCUUACACAAAUAAAGCUACAACUUAUUCCUCGA